Caenorhabditis briggsae is the source of this 465-nucleotide messenger RNA. Lineage: Eukaryota; Metazoa; Nematoda; Chromadorea; Rhabditida; Rhabditidae. The transcript is spliced from 3 exons. The record is from RefSeq and is a predicted model, not a curated record. Bases 1 to 465 code for a protein of 154 amino acids.
AUGGCGAUCUACAUCAUUCACAACAACGAGUACCAUGACGGUUACACUUGUGAGCAACUCGGCCAUUUGAUUCGGAUCAUGAGGGCCAGAACUUCAUUACUCGACCACAAAUAUGACUCUGACUCGAUCAUCAAAAAGACUGAACAAAUCAUUGAAAAGUACAACUACCAAAAGAGACUGAAGAAUGACACUUUGUAUCAAUAUGAACGAGCAGCGCUUGCAAAACCUCCCAUUGGACCAACUAAGCAGGUUGAGGAACUACCAAAGAUUCAAAAUGUGUCGGAUCCAGUAGCAUUCCUGGGAAUCGCAGAGAUGGUUGGAAUCGGGUCCAGCACGCCAAAAUCUGAUAAGAUUAAGAAGAAAGUUGGACCGAAAGACGAUUCUAAAGAUGCUCCGAAAAUUCUUCUUCCCGAAAUCCUAAUCGAACAACUCUCCCCACCAACAAGUCCUCAAUCCAAAACCUAA